GGCUGCGGCGAUGAUCGCAAGCGCUCUAGGGCUGGCUAACCGGUCUAAUAAUAACGUUGACCCGUCUCGGUCAAGUCCCGGAAUCCAUUCACGUUGUCAUUGAACAGUCUGACUGGUCUGGCAUGUCCUGACACACGUGAGGGGAAAGCUAAACAUUGUGAUCCUCGAAGUCUACCAUGGCUGAAUCCUCCUCUGAGCGUUCCGCUGAUCGUGGGUAUGCCUGGGUGAUUCUUGGCUGUGGAUAUAUAUCUAACAUGGUUUGUGGUGUGUUGUACUAUUCCACUGGCGUGGUCAAUACCGCUGUCCUCGAUCAGAUGCAGGAGGGCGUGGUCAAGACGUCAUGGGUGGGGUCCACACUGCUUGGGACGCUGACUCUCACAGGCCCAGUCACAGGCGGCAUAACGAAGGCCAUCGGCUGUCGGAAGACAACCGUCUUUGGUGGACUUUGUAUUCUUGUUGGUCUCACGGCUGCGUAUUUUUCAAGGAACGUUGAUUCUCUUAUAGUAUCAUAUGGAAUCUGUGUAGGUUUUGGGAUUGGAUGCAUAACAACAGCAGCAUCUGUAGCUGUGGGGUAUUAUUUUGAAAAGCUUCGACCACUGGCUGCUGGGAUUCUGGUGUCAGGGGCUGGGUUAGGCAUGCUGGCUGGAGCCCCUCUUGUGAGAUUCCUCUUUGACACCUAUGGGUUGAAUGGCAUGUUCCUCCUUCUGGGUGCUUUAGGAUCGCACGCUUGUGUUGGGGGGAUGCUCAUGAGACCUCCAAAGCAUGAGGCCACAGGGGGCGAUGUGUCUGCACAAAAUAAUCGUGAGCGAGGAGAGGAAAGCAAGCCUUUCACAAAGCUGAGGAAUCUGUUACGUGAAUUCUGUGAUUUAUUCUCUCGCUACGGAUUUAUGUUAUAUGUGUCAUCAUAUGCGCUAUGGUCUUUUGGAGAAUCAGCAUUUCAAGUCCACCUGCCGAACUAUGCUGAGUCAAAGGGAACAUCGCCCCAAAACGCCGCCAUGUUAUUCACUGCGAUGGGCAUAAGCAGCACCAUAGCCCGGAUACUGACAGGGUUAGCCGGGAAUAAUCCCGACAUUGGAACUCUGCUUCUACAUACGGGGAUGUUGGGUUUAGCUGGUGUCAAUAUCAUGCUGAUUCCUGUUUUUUCCAGUUCAUUUAAACUUCAAAUUAUAGUAUGUGCACUUUACGGACUAUAUGGAGGUGGUCCAAUGGCUCUUCUCAAUCCCAUUUUAGUAGAUCUUGUUGGUGUAAAACGGCUUGCAGCAGGGUAUGGGCUGAAUAACAUGUUUGCUGGAGUUGGACUCUUUUUAGGACCUCCAUUUGCGGGUUUGGUGUUGGAGGCAACUGGACGCUAUGAUUUAUGCUAUUUUCUGGCAGGUGCUUUUCUUGUGCUUGGCAGUGCUCUUUCUAUCGCUAUCCCAGUGUUCAAAAAGAGGACUGGCCUCCCAAUCAACCUCAGCACCAGUGAUGAUCAGGAUGACUGUGUCGACUCUGAUGACAAGUCUGAAAAUGAUCACCAUUUAUUAUCAGAACAGAAAUCUAACGGUACAAAUGAAGACAGCAAUGCAGAGCUCAGCAACCGUCUGUUGGCCGGGGCAGAACAAUAUAAAGAUGGCGAUGACAAAGGUUGCUGAGAACCCAAUGGGACUGAAUAAAAAGUGUGUCAGACAGGAUUGACAAUGUAACAUUAGAGAAGAUCGCUAAUGUUGAGAUGUUCGUCAAUCAGAAAAUCAUGUAGAUGAAGUAGCUUUGCAUCUGCUGUAUUGUGUACGGCAAUGUCAAGAUGUGCCUUUCUGAGAGAAGCAAAGCGGCAGUGUUUAAGUGUUCGAUGCAAGCCAAAAACACAACCCAUCCUUUAUUGUACCAAGUCAGGUACGACCCCCGUCGUCUAACAAGCGGAAUUUCCUGUGCAGAUUGGCUUCCCUUGGGUGUGCCAGAAACCUAUGAUCGGAUUCUGUUUGUUUCUUAAUGUGUCACCACCAUACCCGUGCUCGUUGGCUUCACCAAGUUGAAUAAUGUCUUAGACUUUAGACUUUCCUGCCGCAUUAAGCUGACACGCGAUGUUAUAACUGAAGUAUUAUAGUACAAGAAUAAACUACCUCACAUUUGUG
Molecule: messenger RNA, 2108 nt
Organism: Haliotis rufescens (red abalone)
Lineage: Eukaryota; Metazoa; Mollusca; Gastropoda; Lepetellida; Haliotidae
Product: monocarboxylate transporter 13-like
Exons: 6
Coding region: 177-1631 (484 amino acids)
Biological process (GO): transmembrane transport; monocarboxylic acid transport
Molecular function (GO): monocarboxylic acid transmembrane transporter activity
Source: RefSeq, a predicted model, not a curated record